AUGAGUUAAUAAGACACCUAAUAAAUGUUAUCCAAUGAAAACUAGUCAAACUUGUAAAAUCGACCUUAAUCUGCAAAAAAUUCUUAAUAAUCUUAAGAAUAAAAAAAAUUGAGACCUCAAACUUCAAAACAGGAACAAAAUCAAAAUAUAUUUUCAACAACAUUAUAAAAAAAAUAAAUAGACAAGGAUAAAUCUCAUCCUUUUUUCUAAUAAACUAGAGUUAAUGACUGUGCAUGUGUCAAAGUAGAAAAUGGGAUUCCGAAAGCUGUUCCUUGUUUUUAAAAACCAUCAAAAACCUAUGCAGAAUAAAUGGUUAAAUUAGGAGUUAAAGAAAGUUUGUCAUAGUAAUCAAUUUUUCAAUUUUUAGAGAAUAAUUUAAGUUUACCUAGCCUGUAUUUGCUACAAGUAAGAGCAAACCUUUAUGCAGAUACAAUCCAAAUGCAUAACGAAAUAUUUUAUCAUCGCCAAGUUACAAGACUCCAAAAUCAAAUGCUUCCUCUAUCCAAUUUGGAACCGAAAAAGUUCAAUACAAAACUAGCAGUACGUAUGGAAAUCAUGCAAAUGUGGGGUUUACAACUAAUCCUUUAGUUUUGGCUUAAAAAACAAAAGAUCUAUAGAAAAAUAUUUAGAAAUGACAUGAAUG
Molecule: messenger RNA, 643 nt
Organism: Paramecium sonneborni
Lineage: Eukaryota; Ciliophora; Oligohymenophorea; Peniculida; Parameciidae
Source: the annotation of a GenBank genome assembly